Messenger RNA from Austrofundulus limnaeus, 428 nucleotides. It is a transcript of the gene spinb, whose product is annotated as spindlin b. Gene Ontology annotation, biological process: gamete generation. The record is from RefSeq and is a predicted model, not a curated record. NCBI's taxonomy places the organism in Eukaryota, Metazoa, Chordata, Actinopteri, Cyprinodontiformes, Rivulidae.
ACGACAGCGUGGCGGCGGAGCGUGAGCCCGGCGAGGUGGUGGACAGUCUGGUGGGGAAGCAGGUGGAGUACGCCAAAGAGGACGGUGGGAAACGCUCGGGGAUGGUGAUCCACCAGGUGGAGGCCAAGCCCUCCGUCUACUUCAUCAAGUUCGACGACGACUUCCACAUCUACGUCUACGACCUGGUCAAGACCUCCUAAGACUCUCCAAAACCUGCCCACCACGCCCCUAAACCCCCCAGGGUUUCAGACCUGCUGAGACCGGAGGGAGGUCUGUCAUGAGGCGCCUUAAAGACCAGGAACAAGUCCAAACAGAACCAGCUCAUCUUUGUUUUUGUUUGUUUCAUCAGCUGUGGUUUACAAACUGCACCGCCCUCAGGCCCCGCCCCUUUCUCCUGGCCUGAGGAAGGAGGGGCGGGGUUUACAAAC